Messenger RNA from Pseudocercospora fijiensis CIRAD86, 1654 nucleotides. RefSeq lists its product as uncharacterized. The record is from RefSeq and is a predicted model, not a curated record. Bases 8 to 1582 code for a protein of 524 amino acids. Gene Ontology annotation, biological process: transmembrane transport. NCBI's taxonomy places the organism in Eukaryota, Fungi, Ascomycota, Dothideomycetes, Mycosphaerellales, Mycosphaerellaceae. The transcript has 2 exons. Gene Ontology annotation, molecular function: transmembrane transporter activity.
GGCAGAUAUGAAGUCCGAGAAGAAGUUGACGUCCAUUGAACCAACUAAUGGUGCUGAAGUCGAAUCAGGUUUCAUUGCCGCAGAAGUACUCUUGGACAAGAAUGGGCACAAGCUGUGUCCUCAACCUGUAGAGGGAGACGCAUUGGAUCCGUUGAAUUGGACAUGGCUUCGGAAAAAUGCUAUACUCGGCAUAGUCAUGGCGCUGUACUUCAUGUUCACCUACAUCACAACGACCACUGUCCCUUCGUUUCCCGAAUUGCAGACACGAUACAAUGCCUCUUUGGGCGAGAUCAAUUGGACUGUCGCGAUUCCAGCUCUCGGGCUCUCGGUCGGACCUCUAAUAUGGUCUUCGCCCGCCGACAUCAUCGGAAGACGGCCGAUCUUCAUCAUCGGCACGACCAUGGCAAUCGCUGCGACUAUCGGCGCGGCAUUGGCGGAUGGGUAUUCGGGAUACAUGGCUGCUCGGUUCUUCCAAGGUCUUGGGCUGUCUCCAGCCUCAACCGUUGGUCUCGCCAUCAUCAAUGACCUCUUUUUCGAACACGAACGCGGUCAGAAGGUUGGGCUUUGGGUAUUGGCAAUUGAUCUAGGUCUGCUGCUCGGUCCGCUCAUAGGAGGAUUUGUUGAUUUAGCAGGGUCAACAUGGAUACAAUGGGUGACUCUCAUACUGCUUGGUGUCAUUCUCGUAGCUGAGGUGUUGUUCCUGCCGGAGACGUUAUACCCUCGCGACUUGAUGUUGUCAAGACAGAGCAGCGCAAGAGCGAUGUCAGAGAAAGAUUCUGUUACUGAGGCUGCAGUGAAGCGAACGAAGAGCUUGGCAUAUGUUAAUAUCACACCACUGCCAGGAAUGAAGCACCCCAAAGUUUGGGACACUCUGGUUCGAUUUGGGAAGACGUUCAAAUACGUUGUUGUUCCGAUCGCAGUCAUUUGCUACUCUUUCGGCUGGUACUGGUGGAUCCUAUCGGUCAUCACAAUGAUUCCGGUGGCAUAUGCGUCCUACUCGCCGCAGACGCAGGGGCUCUUCUUCAUUGGCUUGAUCGUGGGCACACUAUUCUCCGAGGCCUUCUGUUCCGGCAGCCUGAGCGACUGGCUGCUUGUCAAGCUCUCCAAACGUCCUGGCGCAAGCAGAAAUCCGGAGAUGCGAAUCUGGCUUGUGUACCCAGCUGCAAUUCUGUCUGCAGUGGGACUUAUCAUCUGGGGCAUCUCCAUUGAUCGCAACUACCACUGGAUCGUCGGCCAGGUCUCCUUCGCUUUGUUGGGUGCCGGAAUCCAAAUGGGCAACACCGCAGUCUGCGCUUAUGUCGUCGAUGCAUACCCUCUGCAAAGCAUGUCGGUCGUCGUCUUCUACGCAGUAUCACUCAACCUCUCGGCAUUCGUGGAUCCAUUCUUCAUCGCGUACUGGGUCGAUGGAGUUGGGUAUACAUGGACAUUCGCAGGGCAUGCUAUUAUCACUGUGUUCCUCUGCAUUCCGGUGUUUGCGUUCUUGCACAAAUUCGGCGGCGCAAUCAGAGCGAAGAAUGGCAAGCCGAGCUGGGUUAAUCCAGAAUUCGAUCACGAUAUUGUUGCUGCGUUUGAGUGGGGAUAGCUGUAGUGUUCCAAGAGAGAGCCAACGAGCCAGCCUGUUCCCUCCCACAAUAGAACUAUUACCUCAAAUACC